Ceraceosorus bombacis is the source of this 1282-nucleotide messenger RNA. The record is from the annotation of a GenBank genome assembly. Lineage: Eukaryota; Fungi; Basidiomycota; Exobasidiomycetes; Ceraceosorales; Ceraceosoraceae.
AUGGCCAGUCCGACAAGCGGAGAACCGCUGCGUGUGCUCGUCACUGUGGGCUCCACCUCAUUUCCUGCAUUGCUCACUGCUGCGCUGUCGGAUGAUGUGCUAAGACAGCUCGCCACGGGCUCGCAGUCUCUCAGGAAGCAUUCAGCCUCAACACAGCCGACGCUCCUACUGCAGCACGGAGCCACGCCCCUUGCGUCUAUCUUGCAGACCUUCCUGGCCAAACCUGUGGACCCCUCCUCCAGAAAGGUCCCGGAAGCAGGUUUAAGAAAGGUCGGUACCAAGUGGGGCUACACCGGAGCUGUGAGGACCGAAUUGGACCCGGGAGAAGAAGGCUUGCUGAAUGUGAAGCUGGCAAGCAGCUCCAAGGGACCUACGCACUCCAAGGCAAAGGCAGACUCGAGAGACGAUGCUGACGAGAAAGAUGCCGCGAUAGACAGCGCCAUUCGCGAUGUCAAAAGUAGGGUGAGAAGGCGCACCGAUGCACGCAAAGCUGGGGCCGACGUCGAGCUGGACGAGGCAGUGUCUUCGGCGCUGAGGGAGCGCAAAGCUAGCCAGAGCAAGUCGCACCGCCAGCAUCAAAUAUCGGAAAUGGACGAGCAGGACGACACGAAUAGCUCGAGCAGCUCAAGUUCGGAUCUCGAGGAUUGGAACAUGGAUGCUAGACCCUCCGGCCCGCUCCCGACGGGGCAUGGUACGCAGCCGUGGACAGCGGAGCCUGAUGCCCCUGGAGGACUCCAAGCCCAUCGCCUGCAGCUGGAGACUUCACAUGGCGUUCAUUUGACCUUGAUCGACUACGUUCAUGAUCUCUCAGAGGAGAUCAGUCGCGCAGAUGUUGUCAUCUGUCACGCAGGUGAGUAGUGCGACCGGGAGCUCGAGCAGCAAAGUCAGGUCUCAUACAUAGCUGCGUGCACUUCCUCUUCCAGGCGCUGGCACCAUCUUAGAAUCAUUGAGGAGCACUAGUGCGCGCGAUCCGCCCAAAGUGCUGGUUGUUCCCAACACAACGUUGAUGGACAAUCACCAAAGUGAACUUGCAGACGAGCUGGCACGGCUGGACUACUGCAAAGCGGGCAGCGUCCGGUGAGCAAUUCAAGCAGGUGACAAGCUAGCCCACGUCUGUUUUGUUCUGAUAGCUGACCGUGCACCUGCGCACGCGACUUUCAGCACCCUCCAUGAAGACCUUCGAAAGCUGCUUGACUCAAAUACGCCGCCUUCGAAGCUCUUCCCGCCCUUUGAGCCAGAACGCUUUGCACAGAUAGUCGACGACCUGGUCGGGUUUUCCUAA